Messenger RNA from Xyrichtys novacula (pearly razorfish), 2237 nucleotides. The record is from the annotation of a GenBank genome assembly. Lineage: Eukaryota; Metazoa; Chordata; Actinopteri; Labriformes; Labridae.
GUAGAUAAGACACUCUUUGACGUCGCUUAUUUCAAAGGUUGGCUGAAGACACCAACAGGAGUAGAGAGAGAGAGAGUGUCUGUAGAAGAUUAAGGAAACACUGAGAGCCUUGAGAACAGGAUGGCUGCGAAAUUCUACGAGCUCACAGCCAAACGACUCAAUGGAGAAACAUUCAAUUUCUCGAGCCUAAAGGGCAAAGUCGUCCUCAUUGAGAAUGUAGCGUCUCUCUGAGGUACGACCACCAGGGAUUACACCCAGAUGAACGAGCUCCACGAGCGUUAUGCCAGCAAGGGGCUUGUGAUCCUGGGAGUGCCCUGCAACCAGUUCGGCCAUCAGGUAAGAGAAGAAACGCUAGAGCAGUGGUUCUCAACUGCUGGGUCCCGACCCACAAGUUGGUCGCGGAUACGUUCUGGAUGGGUCACGAACAGCUAGUCAAAAAAGUAAAUACUUGAUGCGAUAUUUUCUGUACACGCAAUUUCAGUAGUUGUCGUCCCCUUCAUGUUCUCUGAAAUGCACUUUACUCAGUAAAACACGUGGAUUUAUGUAAAGAUUAGAGUCUUUAAAGUUUGGAUUUUUUUUUUAAAUAAAUUUGCUAUGUUUGAAUUCAAUAAAAGUGGGUCGCGACUUAAGGACCAUGAGAAAUGUGGGUCCCAGAGUGAGACCAGUUGAGGACCACUGCUCUAGAGCCUUUCUACGACCUUUCUGACUAGCUUUUGGGCAGAUAAGUGUUAAAAGAAUGAGGAAUCGAUUUUUCAACUAGUAUUUUAGCCACCUGCGUAUAGACGACGAGAGGUUACUUUAUUAGCUGUUGAAUGAAAUAUUAAAAUAGAGAUAUUUAAACUCUUAAAUGUGCACGUUUUCAAUUUUUAUCAACCAUUUGAUAACACCCUAGAAUUAGGUUAGUAUUUAGUGAAUGUGUGAUCUAUACUUCAUAGAUUUCCUUACAGAUUACCACAUUUUACUUACUGUUGAACAUUAAGGAAGUAAAAGUUAAACUCACAAACCCAGUUUCACCAGCAUAUUUAGGAAAGAGGAAACUGUGGUAAGGUUAGUGAGUUGCCAAAUACCUAAGGCAUACUGGUGUAUUCUUUAAGACCAGUAUAAGUCAUUUAUUAACUUUGAGAUACAGGGAACAAAGUAUUGCAUUGAUAGGUGUUGGUGGUAAUAAAGCUCUGUCAUAUAUGGGAUGGUUUCAUUGUUCAAGAAAAGUAAUGCUGUUAACUCUGACCUAAAAUAUAACUGUCUGGUUAGUGUCAAGUAUUUACUAGCCAUUAUUAAACUGCUUGUAAUGAGUACUGAACAGUCAAGUUGUCAAACCUUGACAAAUUUUCAAUGACAGUAUCCACUCAUCCUUCUUUCACUCAUUAUAGAUUAUACUCCUGUAAUUAAUGUCUUGAUACCACUGCAGGUUUCAACCAGUCUGUUAUUAUCAUGACAGUAACCAGUUUGACCAGAAAUACGCAGCACACAAAUUUCAGUUAACCCAGCUGUCCUCAUUACAGUGCUCAUGUGUGGAUUAAUAAACAUGUUGUGUGCCAAAAGCUUAACUAUAAUCUUAUGGUUGAUCCAUGCAGGAGAACUGCAAGAAUGAUGAAAUCCUGCUGUCUCUGAAGUACGUCCGUCCUGGAAAUGGCUUUGAGCCAAAGAUUCAGCUUCUGGAAAAGGUGGAUGUGAAUGGGAAAGAUGCCCAUCCUCUAUUCAUGUUCCUGCGAGAAUCACUCCCAUACCCCAGUGAUGAUCCGUCCGCCUUCAUGAGUGAUCCCAAGUUUAUCAUCUGGAGCCCAGUCAGUAGGAACGACGUGGCCUGGAACUUUGAGAAGUUCCUCAUCGGGCCUGACGGAGUGCCCUUCAAGCGUUACAGCAGGAGGUUCCUUACCAUCGAUAUCGAGGGAGACAUCAAAUCACUCCUGGCCCAGGCUAACUAACCCACCGUCCUCCAAAAUGAACCAUCUGGACCAGUCUUCCAGAACUGUCCAGGAGUGUGUUGAAUAUAAUUUGUUGAGGCUCUGUAGACGGUGUGUGUGACACUUUUACAGCCCACCUGUGCUCAUUUGUACCUAAUGGCUGUCUUCAGUCCCGUUACUAUAUGAAGGCAUCCUCUGAAACCAAGCUAUUUGUGAGGGGGAUAUCUGAUGAAAUGUAAAAGGCUGAAUGUCUCCAGCUGCAUUGGGUGCAUGUCAAGCACAGUUGUGUUUCUAUAUGUAAAGAGGACAAAUAAAUAUACUUUUUGAACUAAU